Arachis ipaensis is the source of this 1178-nucleotide messenger RNA. RefSeq names its product DERLIN-1 (gene DER1). NCBI's taxonomy places the organism in Eukaryota, Viridiplantae, Streptophyta, Magnoliopsida, Fabales, Fabaceae. The record is from RefSeq and is a predicted model, not a curated record.
GUUUAGUAAGGCACGUGCGGGAACAGAAGCUUCUGGGUCCGUCGGAGACAGUUUCUGAACGGAGAGAUCUGCAUUCGGAAUUCUGAAUUUUGCAGUAGGGUUUGGGUUUUGUUUGCACUACCUCUCUCGAUCCUUACAAUUAGCAAUGUCUUCUCCCGCUGAGUGGUAUCACUCGCUUCCACCCAUAAGCAAGGCUUAUGGCACUGCUUGUGUGUUCGCUACCGCAGCUUAUCAUCUCGGAUUGUAUCGUCUGCCUUACAUUGCAUUAAUAUACGAAGACGUCUUCUAUAGGUUUCAGGUCUGGAGGCUGGUCACAAACUUCUUUUUCCUUGGACCGUUCUCUAUCAAUUUUGGGAUUCGUCUCUUAAUGAUAGCAAGGUAUGGUGUCCAACUUGAGAAGGGACCAUUUGAAAGGCGGACUGCUGAUUUCUUGUGGAUGAUGAUAUUUGGAGCCUUGGUGCUAUUGUCUUUGUCUGCCAUCCCCUUUCUUUGGGACCCUUUUUUGGCAGUAUCACUUGUUUUUAUGCUCGUUUAUGUUUGGAGUAGAGAAUUCCCAAAUGCCCAAAUCAACAUAUAUGGACUUGUUCAACUUAAGGCUUUCUAUCUUCCAUGGGCGAUGCUUGCUUUGGAUGUCAUAUUUGGUUCCCCUCUUACAGCUGAUCUGUUAGGUAUCAUUGCAGGACAUCUGUAUUAUUUCUUGACAGUGCUGCAUCCACUAGCAAGUGGAAAGUACAUUUUAAAGACUCCUGCCUGGGUAGAUAAAUUGGUUGCGAGAAGGAGAAUAGGAGCACCAGUGGCACGACCUAUGAGCCGUGGCCAGCCUGUUAAUAAUACUCCACAAGACAGUAGUUCAGGGGUUGCUUUCAGGGGAAGAUCCUAUCGACUUGGUGGAUAGAUAGAUGAUGAGAGAAAUCAAAAGGGGAUGGUUUCUACUAACCAAUAGUUUCAUCUGCCCUUUAUUGGUUGGUACACCUCUGACGAUUGGAGCUAAUCAUCCGUUUGGAGUUCUAGUUUGGAGCAGUGUGUGUAUCAACCAUGACAGUCCAUUAAAAGCAAACUUUUUUUCCUUUUUGUGGUGGGCAUCCUUAUAAUUGUGCUCUUCCGGGCUUUUAACAUGUACGAAAGGAAAGUUCAUGAAUUUAGUUUACAAAUGUUUAUUAGUUGUCCUUUUCUUUCCA